AUGGAAUUUCGACUCAAUAGGAUGCACAAAAGCGUGGAAUUGGUCUACGCAUUCGAUGUCGAUUACAUUCACGAUCCUGCGACGGUGCCAGAAGAGUUCACACGAAUGUUGCGCUCUUUUCCUCAACAUGUCGUCAAGAGCAUCUUGCUCCUCGCGCCUGCUUGGUACACAGGACCAUCUGUCGAUUCGCGUUUUUAUCAAGAACGUCAGCAACAAGAAUCAACGUGGCGGAAGGCUGGCUUUGAUGACGAUAAAGGUGUCCAGUUCCCGUUUGGAAUUUCACCGAUGCAUGCUUACAUCGAAGACGCGAUAAUGCAGAACGCGUUUUAUGAGGCGAAAAGUAUUCUAGACAGACAACAGGAUGCGCCGGCCGCUGAUUACCGGACAAAACCGCGGCUUCGCAUCUGUGGCGGGACGGGGAACUUGACGCACGACAGCGUCUACGAACGCCCCGUCAGCUACACAUUGUUCGACAUGAUCGGCCGCUUCCCAAAGGAAAACCCGGAUAAAACAAAGUGGGGCGCUCUGGGCUGUCCGGUGCCCGACGACAACUGUCCAAGUGGCGACAUCUUAAUGUGCAUGCUCGACGAGAGGGGAAUCCAAGGCUCGUGGGUGCUCACCUCUCUCGUCGGCUUCCUGGUGAUCUACUUCUUCCUGCACGCAGCUGCCAUCCUCCAUCGCAAGAAAAACGAGCUACAGCAACUGAUGAAGGGCCCGAACAAGCUGAUGCUGACGUACCAGGACGUCAAUUUUUCUGAGGAAAAUUCGGAUAAUUCCAAAGGCGGGAAAAAUAAUAAGGAAUCGAAGAAGGACAAAAAAGCUUCAAGACGGCAAAAAGCUUCGCAAGGAGAAGAAGAUGAGGAGGAUCAAGAGAGGAAGAAGGAUGAAGAGGAGGAAGAUGAAGGCGUUAACAUGACCGAGUCGAGUGGAAACCUGUGCUUCCUCAAAGGCGACAUCGUUUACAUCAAGAAGUUUCCGACGACUUUCGAACCGAGGCAAAGCUUCAAACGGGAACUAAAAGAGCUUCGCGAUUUGCGCCACGAAAACAUCAACACCUUCAUCGGCUUCUAUUCCGGCCAGACGUGCUGCGGUCUCCUUAUGGGCUAUUGUCUCGGGUUCAGCACAGCACUUUUCUUUCCUCACUUUUAG
This is a messenger RNA of Oikopleura dioica, 1149 nucleotides long. The record is from the annotation of a GenBank genome assembly. NCBI's taxonomy places the organism in Eukaryota, Metazoa, Chordata, Appendicularia, Copelata, Oikopleuridae.